UCCUGCGUGAAGACAUACCCUCGAUCUGCAGACUAUGCGCGCAGGUUCAGGAGCAGAAGUCUCUGUGGCACUUCGUGGGUUUCAUAAGCAACACACUUUAGUUGUUUAUACAAAGCGUAAAGUGUCCAGUUCUCAUCCUGACAGCACCAUGGACGAAGUACGGGACAACAUGACACACUUUUGGAGGACACACUCUCAAAAUGCCACGUUGGAAGAGAUGAUGUUGGACACACACGCUCAGGAGCUGACAGAACAAGAACUGCCGGAGAUUCUGUCCAUGCUGCCGAGUCUGGACGGCUGCAGAAUCCUGGAGCUAGGAGCGGGUAUCGGUCGCUACACACGACACUUGCUGACCAGGGCUAAACAUGUGACCGCUGUGGAUUUUAUGGAUAACUUUGUGGAACGUAAUAAACAGGAGAACGGUCACCACAGCAACGGCACUUUCCUCCAGGCCGAUGUCACCAAGCUUGAAAUGCCCCAAAACAGUAUUGACUUCAUCUUCUCCAACUGGCUCCUGAUGUAUCUGAGUGACGAGGAGCUCCAGCGUCUCACAGAGAAGAUGUUGGGCUGGCUGCGGCCUGGAGGAUUCCUCUUUUUUAGAGAGUCCUGCAACCAUCGCUCAGGUGACUUUCAGCGUGAGUUUAACCCAACGUGCUAUCGCACAGAAGCACAUUACACUCAACUCAUCACUUCAGCUCAACUGAAGGACCAGGACAGCGUGCAGGCGUUUGGUUUUGACAUUAUAAUGAAGAAACAGGUCCAGACCUAUAUCAAGAUGAAAAACAACCCAAAUCAGAUAUGUUGGCUUCUCGAGAAAGUGCAAAGAUCUUUAAAUGGAACGGGCCAUUUCAGAACUUUCCAGCAGUUUUUGGAUCAUAAACAAUACACUCGCAACGGCAUCCUGCGCUACGAGAAGAUGUUUGGUGCUGGGUAUGUCAGCACAGGCGGCCCCACUACAACUAAGGAAUUUGUGGAUUUGUUAGAGCUGAAGCCUGGUGAGAAAGUUUUAGAUGUGGGUUGUGGGAUUGGAGGUGGAGAUUUCUAUAUGGCAAAGACUUUUGGAGUAGACGUCCUUGGCUUGGACUUGUCAGAAAACAUGGUGGAUAUCGCCCUGGAAAGAGCCUCUCUGGAACAUCUACCAUCUGUUCAGUUUGAGGUGUCUGAUGCCACUAAAAGGACUUUCCCUGAGGAAUCAUUUGACGUCAUCUACAGCAGAGACACUAUCCUCCAUAUAUCUGACAAACUGGCCCUUUUUAAGCGAUUCUUUUCAUGGUUAAAACCUGGGGGACGCCUUCUGAUCAGUGACUACUGUUGUGGGGAGAAACCUUGGACUUUGCCGUUUGAAGCCUACGUCAAACAGAGAGGAUAUAUAUUGUACACACCAGUGGAGUAUGGCAAGUUUAUUGAGAAAGCCGGUUUCUCUGAGGUACGAGCAGAAGACAGGACCAGCCAGUUCAUCCAAGUGAUUGAAGAAGAGCUUCAAAAAGCACGAAAACUCAAAGAGGAGUUUAUCCGGGAAUUUUCAGAAGAGGACUAUUAUGCCAUUGUAAAAGGGUGGCAAGAAAAGCUGGAGCGGUCCAAGAGUGGAGAUCAACGAUGGGGGCUUUUCCUUGCAAAGAGGAAAUGAGAUUAAUUUAUGUAGCCUAAAUAAACAAAUAAAUUAUCCAACAUA
Molecule: messenger RNA, 1672 nt
Organism: Periophthalmus magnuspinnatus
Lineage: Eukaryota; Metazoa; Chordata; Actinopteri; Gobiiformes; Gobiidae
Gene: pmt
Product: phosphoethanolamine methyltransferase
Exons: 13
Coding region: 35-1627 (530 amino acids)
Source: RefSeq, a predicted model, not a curated record